Molecule: messenger RNA, 1881 nt
Organism: Diceros bicornis minor
Lineage: Eukaryota; Metazoa; Chordata; Mammalia; Perissodactyla; Rhinocerotidae
Gene: ACSBG2
Product: acyl-CoA synthetase bubblegum family member 2
Exons: 12
Coding region: 16-1881 (621 amino acids)
Cellular component (GO): endoplasmic reticulum; membrane
Molecular function (GO): long-chain fatty acid-CoA ligase activity
Source: RefSeq, a predicted model, not a curated record
GGCCACGAGACCCCGAUGACCAUCCCUGAACUUUUUCGCGAGUCAGUCAGUCGAUUUGGGACUUAUCCAGCCCUCGCAUCGAAGAGCAGUGAAGAAUGGAAGAUUCUGAAUUUCAACCAGUACUACGAGGCUUGUCGGAAGGCUGCAAGAGCCUUGAUCAAGCUGGGCCUGGAGCGUUUCCAUGGAGUUGGCAUCCUGGGGUUUAACUCCGCUGAGUGGUUUAUUGCUUCUCUUGGCGCCAUCUUAGCAGGGGGCCUUUGUGUUGGUAUUUAUGCCACCAACUCUGCGGAGGCUUGUGAAUACGUCAUUACUCAUGCCAAAGUGAAUGUCCUGCUGGUUGAGAAUGACCAACAGUUACAGAAAAUCCUUUCGAUUCCGCGGAGCAGGAUGGAGACCCUGAAAGCGAUCAUCCAGUACAAGCUGCCGAUGAAAGAGAGCAAUGCUAAGAACCUGUACUCUUGGGAUGACUUCAUGGAACUCAGUAGCAGCAUCCCCGAUUCCCAGCUGGACCAGAUCGUGAGGAGCCAACAGGCCAAUCAGUGCGCUGUGCUCAUCUACACCUCGGGGACCAUGGGCGAUCCCAAGGCCGUGAUGCUCAGCCAUGACAAUAUCACAUGGCUGGCCGGGACGGCGGCGAGGGACUGCGGCCUGUCUCACGCUCCGCAAAGGCAAGAGGUGGUGGUCAGCUACCUCCCCCUCAGCCACAUCGCGGCUCAGAUGAUGGAUGUCUGGAUCCCCAUGAAGAUCGGGGCUUUCACAUACUUUGCUCAACCAGACGCUCUCAAGGGCACCUUGGUCAGCACUCUGCAGGAGGUAAAGCCGACCGUCUUCCUAGGGGUGCCCCGAAUUUGGGAGAAGAUGCAGGAGAAGAUAAAGGAAAGUGGUGCCAAAUCUUCAAGCUUGAGGAAGAAGGUGUUUUCAUGGGCGAGAACUAUUGGCUUAAAGGUCAACACAAAAAGGAUUUUGGGGACACAUGACACUCCCGUGAGCUACCACGUGGCGAAGGCCCUCGUGUUCAGCAAAGUCAGGAGCGCCCUUGGCUUUGAUCAUUGCCACUCUUUUAUCAGCGGGGCCGCUCCCCUCAGCCAAGAGACCUCCGAGUUCUUUCUCAGCCUGGACAUACCUAUAGGCGAGAUGUACGGUAUGAGCGAGAGCUCAGGACCCCACACCAUAUCCAACCAGGAUAACUACAGAGUUCUAAGCUGCGGGAAAAUCAUGAGUGGGUGUAAGAACAUGCUGUACCAGCAGACCAAGGACGGCACGGGGGAGAUCUGCAUCUGGGGCCGGCAUGUCUUCAUGGGCUACCUGGAGAGGGAGGAGGCGACCAUGGAGGUGCUCGAUGAGGAAGGCUGGCUGCACACCGGGGACCUGGGCUGCAUGGACCACCAGGGUUUCCUCUACAUCACCGGUCGCAUCAAAGAAAUCCUCAUCACGGCUGGCGGCGAGAACGUGCCACCCGUUCCCAUCGAGAACAUGGUGAAGGAGAAGCUUCCCAUCAUCAGCCACGCCAUGUUAGUGGGCGACAAGGCAAAGUUCCUGAGCAUCCUGCUGACGCUGAAGUGCGAGGUCGACGGGAUGAGCGGAGAGCCGCUGGAUAGGCUGAGCCUGGAGGCCAUCAAGUUUUGCCAGAACCUGGGCAGCCAGGCGACCACGGUGACUGAGAUUCUGGAGCUGCGAGACCCGCUGGUCUACGGGGCCAUCCAGCGAGGUAUAGACGCCGUCAAUCAGGAAGCCGUCUCCAAUGCGCAGAGGAUUCAGAAGUGGGUCAUCCUGGAGAAGGACUUUUCCAUCAGUGGUGGAGAGCUAGGUCCAACGACAAAGAUCAAGAGACAUUUCGUAACCUGGAAAUACAAAAAGCAAAUCGAAAACUUAUACCACUGA